Molecule: messenger RNA, 2219 nt
Organism: Oldenlandia corymbosa var. corymbosa
Lineage: Eukaryota; Viridiplantae; Streptophyta; Magnoliopsida; Gentianales; Rubiaceae
Source: the annotation of a GenBank genome assembly
CGCCUAGCCAUAAUGAGAGUAGCCAGCGGCUACGCUGACACCUCCCACCCAUAUGGAAGAGGAGAAAAUCAAAUUUAGCUCUUUUGAUGGGGGCACUUUCCAAACCUAACAUCUAUAAGAAGGAAAGCAACAUCAGCACAACAACAAAAAGAAAAAGCCCAAACCCAAAGCCAAAAAAAUACCAGCCAGAAAAAAAUGGAGAAGAAGAUGAGCGCAGUAGCAUUCAUUCUGGUGAUUUUCAUAGUAUCAGCCUCUUGGGAUGUUCCUGCUGUUUCAGCCCAAGGCGUCAACUGCAUCGAUAAUUGUGAAACCGGCUGCGUCCAACCCAACCAGAGGCUUCAGGCUCGUUGUAUGCGCAAGUGCCAGAUUAGGUGCGGUCCAGGUAUACCUCCAAUUUUCACUCCCCAAUUUUUAAACAUGACUUUCAUUACUAUCUUGCAGUAGUAGUAUCAAUAUAAUGCAUCCGUCCAAUGAAAAUACAACUGGUCAUCUUGCUAAACUAUUUUAUUUUUUUGGGGACGAAACGGAUAUUAUAUUGGCAUGACUAGUUAUAAGUGAACUUUAAUUUGGUAAAUAAUUUUUAUCGUGGCUCGAAAUUGAUUUGGUACAGAUAUCCGCUGAUGAACACGGUUAAUUUUUUUCUGUAAAUUGCAGAUAGUCGAGCUGCGGAUUUAGCUGGACAUUUCUAACUAAAGAAUUUAUACCACAUCGCAAAUGGGAAGGCAGUGAUGCUUCAAAUGAUCCAUUUAGCACAGCAAAAUUUAAUAAUUAGUACUAUAGUAGUGCAUGUACUACAAUUUGUCCUUGUUAUCACGAAGACUUGAAAUAAAAUCAGACUACUUUUCCAUUUUCACUUCUCAGAGUUCAUGAUUUCUCUGUCCUCUGUUACUCCAUACUUCCAUAAAACAAGGGAUUCUCUGCCACCUUGAUAAUUGGUUGUAGUGGUGAAACUGGCUACUCAUAUUUGGAGGGAUCGAUUAUAUAUUCAUAAUCAAUAUCGAAGGUCGAAUAGAUUUGGAGGGAUUAACUAUAUAUUUAUAAUGAAGGUUGAAUAUAUAUAAUGUAAAGUUAAUCGUGAGUAACCCGGAGGGGAUCGACCCCCGAACCCUUAAGAGUUCCCGCCCCUGAUUGGUUGAAUGUGGUAAGAAAAACGCCCCAGAAUGAAUACCAUACUCGCGAUAGUGUACUAGUUUAAUUUUAGGCGUUUUCUUCGGUACCAAAAAAAAAAAGAAAAGAAAAAAGCCCCAUACAUUAAAUUGAAAGAGGGUCUGCAACUCUGCAUGGAUCAAACACUAAUACUCCAAUGAGAGAUGUCAAAAUGAUGAACGAUUAUGAAAUGUACGGAGUAAUAAAUACAAGGUGAGCAAUUCGGGAUAAUGAGGGUGUGGCCGGCCGGUUACUACGCCGGAUGCUGCCUCAAGCCGCAUGAGGCACACAUGUGGAAGGGGAUCCGAGAAAAUAAAAACUUGCAAUUUUGAAUAAAAUUUUUGGCAAGUUGUAUGGGGCAUUUUCUAGUACUGUAGCAUCUUUAAAAGGGCAAAUUCAUUCGCACAAAUCAAAGAUGAAAAACAGCAUUUAUCAACAAGAAAAACAAAAUGGAGAAGAAGAUGAGGGCUUUGGCGUUCAUACUCGUUCUUUUCAUUGCAACCGUCUACUUUGAUGUUCAGGUUUCGGCCCAGACCCCCGACUGCUAUCAUCAAUGUGACAAUGGCUGUUUCCAUUUCUAUGACUUCGGCGGUAAAUAAAUACUAGGAUGAACACAUUACUUUCUCCAAAUUGUUAAGGGUGUUUCUUUUUCUUCCAAGACAUCAAUGAUUGGAGUAUUGAUGAUUCAUAUUAAGGUGUAUAAUUUGUCCCACAUCGCCACCGUAAAGAGGAGUGCCUCAGUAUAUAAGUGUCAAAUGUCACUCUACUUAUUGCCAGUUGGUUUUGAGAUGAGAGCCCAAAAUACUUAUAUACUCAUUGCCAAUUUUUUUUUUUAACCCUUUUGAAAAAAACAAUUGUUUUCUUCUUUUCAAUUCUUUCAGAGAGGCGUUUUCGUCGUUGUUAUCGCAAGUGCCUCAUAGGUUGCAUGCCAGGUACCUCACCAACCUCGUUUUAUCGUUGCUACAAUUUAUUUUCUUACCAAUUUUACAUAACUUCCAUUUUACUACUUCUAACCUUUUUUUUUUAAAUCCGUCGAUUGUAAUCUCUCCAUAAAAACCUUUUUUUUUUUUAAA